Molecule: messenger RNA, 2895 nt
Organism: Paramecium primaurelia
Lineage: Eukaryota; Ciliophora; Oligohymenophorea; Peniculida; Parameciidae
Source: the annotation of a GenBank genome assembly
AUGGAUUUGAUUACAACUAAUAAAUCAAUAGUUUGUAUAUUGGGAGAUUAUAAAGAGAAACUGAAAAAUCAAUUAAGUAAUUUUGAAGGUGGAAUGCAAUAGUAAAAUUCAUAAUAAUAAGCUUAGAUUUAUAAUAUCACUAGAAUUAGAAUACAAGAAAUUAGCUCAUUAAGGAGGUGGAAUAAUGAAAUUGUCUUGGUUAAAUAAACUAAAAACUGUAAAUUUAGUAAUUAAUUUAAUAGUUUCCAUCUGUUGUAAUUUGGAUUUAUGAUAUUUCAGAAUGUAUUGAUUCUAUUAAUAAUUAUAGCUGAAAAACUUAAUAGUCUAUUAGAUAAUUAUAAUUCUUUAAAAUAAACACUUCUAUUGGCUAAGAAGUUUCAACCAAAAAUCAUAAUCAUACUUACAGGUAGAAAUGUGGGAGGAUUUGAUUUUAAUUAUUUAAAAAAAGAAAUAGAUUUAAGAAAAGUGUUUGCUGUUGAAUUUGAGAAUAUUGGUUAAUAAUUAAAAAGGUAUAUAUGAUUUAAUUUAAUUAGAUUAAAAAAAAUGAUAGUUGAAGAUUCAUAAAAUUUCUAUUAAGAACUAUUUAAUAGAUAUAAAGCAGAUGCUAGUAAUUUAUAAAAGCAAGAAAUGAGUGAUUAAAAGUUGAUUCUUGAAAUCAAGAAAACUUUAAUAAGUGAAAUUGAAAAUAAUAGUAAAAAAACAAAUAAACAUCUUCAACAAUCUUAUGAGAUAGUAACUUAGUUAGCUUCAAAAAGAAGAGAAUUAUUAACUUUUAUUGAUGAUAAUUCUUUUUAUUUAUCAUAUGAAUUGAUACUAUAAGCAGAAGAAUAUAGAGAAGUAUUGUUUAUUUGUGAGAUAGCAAGAUAGCUGAUCAGUUGAGAUUCAAAUUAUUUAGAAACCUAGAAUAUUAAGAUGUCAUUUAAUAAUUUGAAAUUCAUUUUAAGACAUUUAAAAAUAUUAUUUAAUACAAUCUAUUUGAUAUUUAAGAAUAUUUAUGGAGAGUAAAAAUCUUUACUUCAAUAAUAAGAUUUUUAGAAUCAAAAAUUUAAACUGUUAAUUAUAAUGUAGUUUAUAACUAUUUUUAAGUAAUAUUUUAUCAUUAUUAUAGACAACUCUAUUGUCAUAUAUAAAAUUACAAUAUUUGGGAUAACAAUAAUAAAAUUCUUAAAUGGAAUAAUAUGGUUGUUAAAUAUAUAAAUCAGAACCUGAAUUUUUAGGAAGACCUAAUUAUUUGAUCAGAGAAAAUGAUUAAAUUAUUGAAAUAAAAAGUGAACAAAAGAGAUAUUAUUAUUAAUAGAUAAUGAAUUUUAGAAAAAAAGAGAUAGAAUUAGCUCCAGAUGUUUCAUUUAUAUUUGAAAUAUGGAAAUAAUAUAAUGAUAAUGGUUAAGUUAAUUAUUAAUAUACAAAUGUAUAUUUUAAAUAUUUACAAAUAUUAAUUUAAAAAAACUUUGAUUUGAAACAAUAAAUAUAAGAUAAUUUAAUUUAAUUUGGAUUAAUGGAAGAAUAUAAAAAUUUAAUAUAUCUAUAAUAUUAAACAGCUCCACUUAUUAAAUAAAUUUAAUUAUUAAGUGAAAUAUUACUUUAUGAAUAAAACAAAAUAACAGAUAUUAAAAAAUUAGCAUCAUAAUUAAAUGAAAAAUUAGAUUUAGUUAUUCCAGCAAAUUCAUUUAUUUCUAUUUCUAAAUUAGAGUCAGAUGAAUCAUUUGUCUAACUUAAAAUUGAAAUGAAUAUCAACUAAUAAAUUUUAGAUUUGAUAGAGACUGGUAUUAUUUACUGUAGAAAUUAUGAAAUAGAAUUUAUAGCUACUUAAAAUUCAAUUUUAAAAACAGAUAAAAUUAUUGAAAAACCUGUUUAGAUUAAAUUAUUUGGAAAAUAUUUGUAAAAAAUAUUAUUUAUUUUUUUAGAGAUAAAUUAUCAGUUACAAUUAUUUGUUAAGAUGUUGAUUUAUUUUCAAACAAGUAUAAAGUUAAUUAUUUAUCUUAAAAAUCAAGAGAUCCUCCCAUCAUCAAUUUUUCAUCUGACAUUGCUUAUAUUAAUGAAAUUAAUGAAAUAUAAGUUGAAUUAAGUUAUGUAACUGAAGUUGAACUUAUUGGAUUUAAUUUAAACAAAAAUACUUUAUAGAAAUUUAAAUAAACUGAUGAUAAGAUAAUGAAAACAAAUAAAUUUACAUUAUUAAUUACAGAAACUUAAAUUCUUGAAAAAAAUAUUUCCUUUAGAAUAUUAGGUGAAACUAUUACAAAGAAAAUUAAAUUUAUGUUUCCUUUUACAUAUAAAAUUAAACUUAAAUAAAUGAGUAGUGUAUAUUAAAAUGCUUAAAAUCGAAAUAAAAAUUCAGUCAGUGCUUAUAGUAGAUGCAGUUUAUAAUUAGAAAUUUAUGAUUUAGUUCCAUAAGAAACUGAAUUUAUACCAGUAGUUGAUUUAGAUUUUUUUAAUAAAAAUAAAUUAAAUGUAAUAUUUUAGACAAGAGAAUAAACAAGUUAUUUAUAAUUUGGAUAUUUUAGAGUUAAAUAUUAAAGAAAUUCUAAUAAUUAUGAGAUUAAUGUUUAUGUUAAUGAUGUAAAUGUGUAAUCUUAUAUGCAAAAUGUAGAAAUUAUAUCUCCACCUACUUGUAAAUCUCAAUAAACUUUUGAGAUUUAAGUUAAAUUGAAGACUUCAGAAGCAUAGAAUUUUUUCAUUUAAUUAAAAGAUUAAGAAAAGAAAUCAUUUUUUGUUAUGGGAAGAGUAAAGUAAAUGAUUUGGGUAAAUGAUGAAGUCAUUUUAUCAUAUUUAUUAUUUCCUAUAGAAAUUGGUAAGUGUAAUUUACCAGGAAUAUAAAUUGAGAUUAGAUAACCUAAUAAUCCUCAUCAAUUAGUAUUUGACUCAUCAGGAAUGAAAUCUAUAUUAAUAUUACCUUGA